AUGAUUGACGAAGCAUGCUGCUGCACUUGCGCCACGCUGUUGUCGGUUAUUUCGCCACAGUAUGAUGAGAAGACGGAGAAGCCCACAGUGCAGGAUCGCCGGUUGGAAUGUUGCGGUCGAGUUAUCUGUGGAAAGUGUAUAGCAGACAAUCCUCGAUUUGCGUCUUACUGCCCGUUCUGCCAAGUCUCAUCCGGCCCAUCUUCAUUACCUCAAGGCCUUCGUGAUCCUCCAGCGUACUCGCCGCCUCCUUCUCCUCGUCCCGCCCAUGCUACUUUGGCCUCGCCACCGGACAGCGAGGAGCCCCCAGCGUAUUCUGCAUUGAACAUUUUCACGCCACUAAGAGAAGAGUACCGUUCAGCUUCGGAAGCUCCAGCAGAGGAUGUUUUGCAUUUCCUGAAUCCUUCCCAGGAUUCACUACUGUCACUCUCACUACGCUACGGCGUUUCCCAAGAUGCGCUGAGGCGAAAGAAUGGUCUAUUCGCAGACCAUCUGCUGGCGGCUCGACGAACAAUACUCAUCCCUGGAGAGUUUUACAAAGGAGGCAUCAGCCUGAGUCCUGAACCAAUGGAGAGCGAGGAGGAAGGAAUUCGGAAAGCGAAGGUCAGACGGUGGAUGGUUGCGUGUAAAGUUUCAGAAUAUGACAUUGCUCUCCUCUACCUUCAACAAUCAGACUACAACCUGGGUCUCGCUGUCGAGGCGUAUCUGGCCGACGAGAAAUGGGAAAGGGAACACCCCAUGGCGGGAGCAUCGAAACGGGGCAAGACAGGCCAGAAGCCGGGGAAGCGGAAAAUUGGCAUGCAGACAGGUCCAACCGGUCCGCUCUAA
Messenger RNA from Letharia columbiana, 825 nucleotides. RefSeq lists its product as uncharacterized. The record is from RefSeq and is a predicted model, not a curated record. The transcript is spliced from 6 exons. Lineage: Eukaryota; Fungi; Ascomycota; Lecanoromycetes; Lecanorales; Parmeliaceae. The coding region runs from base 1 to 825 and encodes 274 amino acids.